Messenger RNA from Caenorhabditis angaria, 893 nucleotides. NCBI's taxonomy places the organism in Eukaryota, Metazoa, Nematoda, Chromadorea, Rhabditida, Rhabditidae. The record is from the annotation of a GenBank genome assembly.
AUGCCUUUGCCACCGGCGUUGCUUGCACGCUUACAGAAACGAGGAAUCAUCAAACAAGAAGAGGAAAUUAUCGCUGAAAAUUACGAAGGCGAUUCCUCAAAAACCAAAACAUAUGAAGAGAAUGCUUCUGGAGCACCAGGUUGUCCAAACAAAUACAACCCGUUUCAUUUAUGUGUCGAAUAUUGUUAUGACCAUUGGGGAGAUGGAAUGCCAGAAUAUCGUUUGCCAGAAAAAUAUGUGAAUUUGAAAAAUAGAAUGUUGGCUAAAUUUCCAUUGCCUGACGGUUGGGUAGAAGUUUAUGAUGCUGGAGUUGGUAAAUUUUAUUUCUGGAACAAAUCAACUGAUGAAGUUUGUUGGUUAUCUCCAAGACAUCCUCGCGCAUAUAUCAGUGAUCCCGCUCCACGAAUGGCUAAAGAAAAUGCUGCCUCAUUAUUCGGUACUACAGAAAUUGAUGUAAGUCGCGAUGAAGACAAUGCACAUCGAUCUCGUCGGCGUCGUCCAGAUGGAGAUCGAAAUCGAGAACUAGCAGGAGAAAAUCGAGGAAGAGAAGUGGAAAAACGAGAAAGGCGAAGACCGAGAGAGGAAGAACCAGAAGAAGAUCUAUCAGAAAUGAACGAUCGAGAUAGAAUGAGUGAGUUGAAUAAUAUUUUUAUUAUUUGGGAUUAUAACAAAAUCUAUUUCCAGAGCGUGCCAAAAGAAAAGGAAUCGAUCCAAUGGACCCCGCAGCUUAUGGAGAUGCUCCAGUUGGAAAAUGGUCAGAUGGAUUGAAAAUUGACGCAGUAACUGGAGUUGAUGUAACUGCUUCCGGACCAUUAUUCCAGCAAAGACCAUAUCCAGCACCUGGUGCAAUUUUGAGAAGACAAAAACCACCAGGAGAUGAUGAUGAUGAAUAA